Molecule: messenger RNA, 2364 nt
Organism: Gilbertella persicaria
Lineage: Eukaryota; Fungi; Mucoromycota; Mucoromycetes; Mucorales; Choanephoraceae
Product: protein transporter SEC23
Exons: 8
Coding region: 105-2321 (738 amino acids)
Biological process (GO): COPII-coated vesicle budding; COPII-coated vesicle cargo loading; intracellular protein transport
Cellular component (GO): endoplasmic reticulum exit site; COPII vesicle coat
Molecular function (GO): zinc ion binding; GTPase activator activity
Source: RefSeq, a predicted model, not a curated record
AUUGAGCCAAAUAAUAACAUUCUGUAUUAAGAGACCGCGUUUUUAAUUUUUUGUAACUCCUCUCUUUUUUACGCUUUUUUCUUUCUCUUUCUGUAUUAAACAAGAUGAACUUUGACGAAAUUGAAGAACAAGACGGUAUUCGUUUCUCUUGGAAUGCUUGGCCAUCUUCACGUACUGAAGCCACAAAGGCUGUUGUUCCUAUUGCUUGUCUCUAUACACCUUUAAAGGAACGUGAAGACUUUAUUGAAAGCCCCAUCUGGUAUGAGCCUGUUACCUGUAAAGCUCCCUGCCGAGCCAUCUUGAAUCCUUACUGUCAAAUCGACGUGCGUGGUAAGCUCUGGAUUUGUCCCUUCUGUCUUCAAAGAAACGCGCUUCCACCUCAUUAUAAGGAUAUCUCAAACACCAAUCUUCCUGCUGAACUUUUGCCUAAAUACACCACGAUUGAAUACAACUUGAACCGUGUUGCUCAAAUCCCACCUAUCUUUUUAUUCAUCGUCGAUACCUGUCUUGAAGAAGAAGAUUUAAAGGCACUGAAGGAAUCUUUGAUUGUCAGCUUAAGUUUGUUGCCUGAAUAUGCCUGGGUGGGUUUGAUCACCUUUGGUACCAUGUCAUUUGUUUUCCGUGGUACAAAGGAAUAUGCUGCAAAGCAAAUCCAAGAAAUGUUGGGUUUAACCAACAAUCUUGCUCGCCCUGUACCUGGACAACAUCCCAAUCGUCCCGGUCAACCACCUCAAAUGACCAUGGCUGCUAACAGAUUCUUGCUUCCAGUCAAGGAUUGUGAGUUUGUCUUGACCUCUAUCUUGGAAAACUUACAACGUGAUCCUUGGCCCGUGGCUGAUGAUAAGCGUCCUGAAAGAUGCACAGGUGUUGCCAUGAGUGUUGCUGUUGGUCUCUUGGAGACCACAUUCCCCAACACAGGUGCUCGUAUGAUGCUCUUCUCUGGUGGUGCUGCCUCUGAAGGACCUGGUAUGGUUGUCAGUAACGAAUUAAGAGAACCUAUUCGUUCCCAUCAUGAUAUUGAAAAGGAAUCUGCAAAGCAUUACAAAAAGGCCACCAAAUUUUAUGAUGCACUCGCUAAAAGAGCAGCUCAAAAUGGCCAUACCAUUGAUAUUUUUGCUGGCUGUCUUGAUCAAAUUGGUUUGUUAGAAAUGAGAUCGAUGGUCAACAGUACAGGUGGUUUUAUGAUCUUGGCUGAUUCUUUCAACACAGCCAUCUUUAAGCAAAGUUUCCAACGUAUCUUUCAAAAGGAUAGCCAAGGCCAUUUACAAAUGGGCUUUAAUGCCACUAUGGAUGUUCAGACCACACGUGAAUUAAAGGUCUGUGGUCUUAUUGGCCAUGCUGUCUCUGCCAACAAGAAGACUGCCUAUGUAGGUGAAACUGAGAUUGGUAUUGGCAAUACUUCUGCCUGGAAGAUGUGUUCAUUAAACCAUGAGACAACCAAUGCUCCUGGUUCUCGUGGUCUGAUCCAAUUCGUUACUCACUAUCAACAUUCAAGUGGUCAAUUCCGUCUUCGUGUCACUACGGUUGCUCGUAACUUUGCUGAAGGACAAAGCCCUGAGAUUGCCAAUUCAUUUGACCAAGAAACUUCUGCUGUCUUGAUGUCGCGUAUUGCUGUCUUUAAGGGUGAAAUUGACGAUGGACCUGAUGUGUUGCGCUGGUUGGACCGUAUGUUGAUUCGUCUCUGUCAACGCUUUGCUGAUUACCGUAAAGACGAUCCUCAUUCCUUCAGACUGUCUGAAAACUUUUCUAUUUACCCUCAAUUCAUGUUCCAUUUAAGACGUUCUCAAUUCUUGCAAGUCUUUAACAAUUCGCCUGAUGAAACUGCCUUUUAUCGCCACACAUUGAACCGUGAAAAUGUCGAUUCUUCUCUUAUCAUGAUUCAACCUACUCUGACAUCAUACAGCUUUGAUAGUGCACCUCAACCUGUCUUGUUGGAUUCUGUUUCUAUCAAGGCAGAUGCUAUCUUAUUGUUGGAUACUUUCUUCCAUAUUUUGAUCUUCCAUGGUUCUACUGUUGCACAAUGGCGUGAAGCUGGUUAUCAAGACCAAGAAGGCUAUGAAAACUUCAAGCAACUUUUGGAAGCACCUGUCUUGGAUGCUCAAGACUUAUUGAUGGAAAGAUUCCCUGUUCCUCGUUACAUUGUGUGUGAUCAAGGUGGAUCUCAAGCUCGUUUCUUGCUCUCUAAAUUAAAUCCCUCUACCACACAUACCUCUGGCAGUCCUUAUAGUGCUACUGAUGGUGCUGUUGUCUUGACUGAUGAUGUCAGCUUGCAAGUCUUUAUGGCCCACUUGAAAAAGUUGGCUGUUGCUGGUGCUUCUUAAAUAUAACCUUUCUUUUUUUUUUCCUUUUAUUUUAUAUUUAUAU